ACCCCGAACGUCGGCACCUGCGCACUGAGGCGUCCGCAGCAGCCGGCUGCCAAACAGGGAGGCUGUGGACACAGCUUUGGUUUGGCCUUUGGUUUGGCAAAAGGCUUCAGCAGAAUUGGCCACAAUGGCUUUCUCUUGACUUGCCAGCCUCACAGCAACACUUGGCAGCUUCAGCUGCAGCCUGUGCCCGUGACUGACUUGGAUGGCCGUGCUUGAGGGUGGGCUUGCCUUCCACACUCAGGUGUCCCAAGGCAGCGGCCUUGUUGCCAUCAUGACACAGAGAGAGAGAGACUCAGGACAUGAGAACACAGGAAUAGCCUGUUUGGCUCAUUCUUGAGUUUGCUGCUCCUGCCUAAAAUAAUCAUCAGGAGUAUAUGCUGAUAUAAAAGUAUAGCCGAACACCAAGGACUUUUUCUGUAGUGUCUAGAACUAAAACCUUCUGUGACUGUUCAGAGACUCUAAAAUGCAGGGUGAAAAUGACAGCUUUGUAUGUAAGAGUCCUAAAAAUUUUGACAUGUGAUUUUUUCUAGUCAAGGAUUUUAAUUCCAAUGUGGAAACUACAAAAAAAUAUUAAAAUUUGUUUUCAUUGGCAACCGCUUUGAAAUGGCAUCAGCACACCUACAGGUGUACUGGGGACAGUACUUGGCAAUUCAUGGCUUCAGAUGUGGGAGAUAAAUAUUUUGCCUGGUUUCACCUUGAAGUUGAAGUUUUCCCAGGGCUUUGAUUGACUGGUCAUUGCAGGUAACUUUAAUAAAUUCAAAAGGAUGUGAAAGCACAAUUUCUGGAGAAUAUGCACGAGGGGUAGAGGGAAAACCUCAAAAACAGUCAGCAGGCUCUGGAAAACUUAGAAAAAAUUAAAAUUACAAACAUAAUGUAAAAAUAGAUGGAACUCUGUGACUGUUCAAGCAGGACUCUGUCUCUGGAGGAAAUGUUUGCCUUGCAUCAGCUGUAACACAGACAGACACACAGCAACUGGAGCCUUGAACAUCAGAGACUGGACUAAUGUUUGUCCCAGAAAAAGACAGAGAAGAUCCCACUGAAACAGGACAGUGCCUCUGUACAAUCUAGCCAUCCCAGGAAACUCAGCAGCUGAUGGUGUUUUUGUGCUACUGCACAUGAAACCCCUCCCAUGAAAAACAUCAUUCCAGGAAGGAGCAACAUCAUCUGACAGAUCGCAAGAGUGGCCAGCAAUAGCUCCAGGAGCUCCUGCACAAGACCCCAAGGAAGGAGUCCAGCCCCCAAUGCACAGGGCUUUGGCUUUGGCCCUCUGGCACAGAAACCCCCCAGGGGCACAAGUCUCUGGGGCAGGAGAAGGGCACCAGCACUGCCAGGGCUCGGCUGGGGUGGCAGGUCUGCCUCGGUGGGGACUCUGCCACACUUGCUGAUUUCAGUGCUGCCAGGCCCCUGUGCAGAUUCUGUGCAAGGCCCCGUGCCCUUCCUGCUGCGGCUGCCUCGGCAGCCCUGGGGACUCCUUCUGCUGCCCUGAGCCUGCAGAGCAGGGCAGCGUUUGCUGAUGGUUUGAGGUGUUCCUAAAGAUCCUGUCAGGCUGUCUUAGACACUUUGGGCAAGGGAUUCCUUCCAACCUGGGCCACUUUGGGUGGGAUGGGGGUGGAACCAGGGCAAGUGGCAGGGCGUGCAAGGGCCGUUAGUGACACAGCGCAGCCUGGUAACGGUGGAAUGGAACGGUGGAAUGGACAAGAGCUGGUGGUGACAAGAUCACACCAGAGUGCCUGGUGCAUGCGACGGGACAGGAAGCGCCAGAGCGGUGCUGUGAGGAGCCCCCACACAGCCCACUCGUUAGUGCCUGACCCGGAGCUUUUCUGAGGCGUAACUCCUACAGCUCACGUUGUGAGCAGACUGUGGGUCUUGGUGAGCCGGAGCUUUCCGUUGACAUCUCUUUAGAAGGUGCUCCCAAGGCCCCAUUUUGUCAUGGCGGGAAGAUUCUUCAGGCUAUUCAGAGUGUUCCGACGGAACAGAAAGACAGACCCUGGAGCUGCCCCAGCAGAACACCCAGAAGAGCCAGAGCAGUUCCAGCAAGGGCAGGAUGAUGCAGCCAUGGAUGGGACACAAGAGCAGGAGCCCGCCCAUGGCCGCUUUCACAAAAUGUUGAAGAGGUUCCGCCAGUUCCUGCCAAUUCGGCGUAGAAAGAUCAGCCCCAUGGGAACUGAGGGCACAGCUGAGCCUGACUCCGGGCUGACCGAGCUCCAGGCAGAGCCUGAUGUCAGCCCAGAUUCAGCUGUGCCCUCACAAGACUCUGAUGCUGCGGUGCCAGCUAUUGUACGGAGCAUUCACCAGAGUCUUAUGUGCUCUGUUAUGGUGGAUGCCAGGCUGGCCACUAACAUCGUGAGGCUGGCUGAAGAACACCCCGACGAUGUGGUGCUGACCCUCCUGCGCUGUGCCCCAUCGUGUGACAGAGCUGCUGCAGUGAUGUGGCAAACCAUAGCCUCGUCGGGACCAGCAAUGGAGAAGGUGCUGCCAACUCUGCUCCAUGUGAUGGAGAACUGGCCACUUUGCAGCAUCUGCACCUCUGAUGAGGACAACAAGGACGUUUUUGCUCUGGCUGCAACUCUGGUGCUCAGGGUGAUUAUGCAAGUGCCUCAGCGCCAUGAGGCGAUAAUGCAUUAUUCCGACUCUCUCUUUACGGCUCUGCUGUUGCACAUUUUCACCACCACACAGCUGAUGCCAGCAGAAGUUAAUAACUUCUGGAGAGAAUGCCAGGAGCAACACCACCUUCCCAAAAAACCCAACAGGUUUGCAGUGCAGGCCAUGAAGGCUCUGCUCUGCUUUCUGCACUAUGACAAUGAGUUGAUGGCCAUGGAGCGCAAGUGUGGCUGGGAAACGCUGCUCCGUGCUGACACCCAGCACUAUGCCGUGGGUCUGUUGGCCAGGGUGAUGCGCCGUGACUUGAUGCCCUUGUGUUACCAUGUCGCACACCAAUUUAUCCGGAGGCUCAUCGGGGAGGAGGCACGUUGGGAUCUGUCCUCCCUGGCAUUCCUUGUGGAGGUCCUGGAUUGCCUGAACUUGAGUGACUGUGGGUACUGUGUCCUUGAGAUCACAUCAAAGCACCUGCAGAGUGAGUGCAGGCAGAGGCGUCGCCUGGCGCUCAGAGGCCUCGUGGUGCUCAGCAAGGAACCCUCAAUGGCCAGACCAAUACGCAGCCUGUGUCGAAGCUUCCUGCAGCUGCUGAGUGACGCAGACGGAGAAGUGGUCAGCAUGUCUCUGUCUGUAUUCACAAACAUGCUCAAGAGAAAACAUCUUCGUUUAUCAAGGACUGCUGCCCCCAAGCUUGCUGAGCCACUUGUGCUUCUCUUUGACCAUGACAAAAGCCACGUGCAGGUGCUCUCCAUUCACCUCUUCUGCAAGGCCAUGAACCUGGUAGUGGAAGAGGGAAAAAAGGCAAUGGAGGGAAUUGUGAAGCAGAGUUUGCUCCCACUCAUUUUGCACUGCCACGAUGAGAACCUGCGCGUGGCUGAUGCCUCUCGGGAAACCCUGCACUGUGCUGCCACCUUCUUGAAGAACACAGAGCUCCUGUGUGUGCUGCCAACAGAGGAUCUGUCGAAGAUCGCCGAAUGUGUGCUGGCACAGGACAGGAACCGAGCAGCCGAGCACCUGAGCCGGGCACUGCCAUAUCUGGACAGCCCACAGGAGUCCCUACGAGAGGCGGCCGUCAGCUUCAUCGGGACGGUCGGGAUGUUCAUGAACAAGGGUGCACAAGGAAGAGCUGCAGACCCUCAGUGAGGCCACUGAAGCCCCGAGGAAAGACACCACUCCAUCCCACAGCAACCAGAAUAUCCAAGCUCAGUUUGCCAGUAAACAAGUGUCCCAAGAACAGCAGCAGGAGACACUGAAGAGGACACCACCUCCCAGUGCCACUGGAGAUCCAGGCACAGCUGACAACUGGCACAGCUGAGCCUGUGGGAUUCUCACGGGGCUUCAGCCCUCUCCCAGCCUGUAGAUAGCUCCCUCCAGCCCUCAGACUGUGCCCGUCCCCUUUUUUCCCUCUAAUCUUCCUCCCUUUUGACAGCUCCUUCCCUCCAGCCCUCAGUCCAUGCCCAUCCCCUUCUUUCCCUUUCCAGUUUAUCCCUGUUAAUAAACAGUUUGCCUUUUUCACUUAA
Messenger RNA from Cyanistes caeruleus (blue tit), 4115 nucleotides. Its product is annotated as maestro heat-like repeat-containing protein family member 7. Gene Ontology annotation, cellular component: cytoplasm. The record is from RefSeq and is a predicted model, not a curated record. Lineage: Eukaryota; Metazoa; Chordata; Aves; Passeriformes; Paridae.